AUGGCCUCUCGUCUUGCAAGGAGCGCGGUCGGCGCCGCCCGUCUCCGCCCAUCGCUCCCUCUCCGCGCCCUGCCCUCCAUCGCCGUCCAGGCCCGCUAUCAGUCCAACCUGCCCCAGGAGGACCCCAAGAAGAAGGCCCAGUCGGUCCUCGACGCGAUACCCGUCCCCGGCAACAGCCCCCUCACCAAGGCCGCCGUCCUCUCCGCGGGAGCCGGUCUCAGUGUCGCCGCUAUCAGCAACGAGCUCUACGUCGUCAACGAGGAGUCCAUUGUCGCCCUCUCGCUCCUUACCAUCUUCUGGGCCGUCGCCAAGUACGCCGGACCUGCUUGGGGAGACUAUGCGCAACAGCAGGUCGACAAGAUCUCGGGUAUCUUGAACGCUGCUCGCCAGGACCACACCACCGCUGUCAAGCAGCGCAUCGAGAGCGUCCAGGACCUCGGCGGUGUCAUUGACAUCACCAAGACCCUGUUCGAGGUUUCCAAGGAGACCGCCCAGCUCGAGGCUCAGGCUUUCGAGCUCGAGCAGAAGACUGCCAUCGCCGCCGAGGCCAAGUCUGUCCUCGACUCGUGGGUCCGCUACGAGGGCCAGGUCAAGCAGAGGCAGCAGAAGGAGCUUGCCGAGUCCAUCAUCGCCAAGAUUGAGAAGGAGCUCGACAACCCCAAGACCCUCAAGCAAAUCCUUGACCAGAGCGUCACUGACAUUGAGAGUAUGUUGAGCCGUACUUGCAACACAUGA
Alternaria burnsii is the source of this 735-nucleotide messenger RNA. RefSeq names its product atp synthase subunit mitochondrial precursor. Gene Ontology annotation, molecular function: proton transmembrane transporter activity. The record is from RefSeq and is a predicted model, not a curated record. Gene Ontology annotation, biological process: proton motive force-driven ATP synthesis. NCBI's taxonomy places the organism in Eukaryota, Fungi, Ascomycota, Dothideomycetes, Pleosporales, Pleosporaceae. The transcript is spliced from 3 exons. The coding region runs from base 1 to 735 and encodes 244 amino acids.